Molecule: messenger RNA, 1010 nt
Organism: Neltuma alba
Lineage: Eukaryota; Viridiplantae; Streptophyta; Magnoliopsida; Fabales; Fabaceae
Exons: 3
Coding region: 178-681 (167 amino acids)
Source: RefSeq, a predicted model, not a curated record
UCUUCUGCUUCUUCUUCUAAUUCAAAUUCUCUUGCUUCCAUAAUUUCCCCUCUGGUAGAUUUCUCUCUUCCUCGGUUUUCUUUUUCCCACGCGUUAACAUUUUCUCGGUUCAUUUUCAAGGGAGAGAUAGAAUAUUUUCCUUUUCGAUCUUGUUAAUUAAUUUUCUCGUGAAAGAAAAUGAAGGAAAGCGCAGGAAACCCUCUGCAUCUUAAGUCCGUUAACCACAUCUCCCUCAUCUGCAGAUCAGUGGAAGAAUCCAUAAACUUCUACCAGAACGUUCUUGGCUUCUUCCCUAUCAGGAGGCCCGGCUCUUUCGAUUUCGAUGGCGCCUGGCUAUUUGGGUACGGGAUCGGAAUUCAUUUGCUGCAAGCAGAAGACCCGGAGAACCUUCCCAAAAAGACAGAAAUUAAUCCAAAGGAUAAUCACAUAUCCUUCCAGUGUGAGAGCAUGGGAGGAGUGGAGAAGAGGCUGAGGGAGAUGGAGAUGGCGUACGUGAGGUCCAUGGUAGAGGAAGGUGGGGUUCAAGUGGAUCAGCUGUUUUUCCACGACCCAGAUGGGUUUAUGAUCGAGAUAUGUAACUGUGACAGUCUUCCCGUGGUCCCAUUGGCCGGUGAGGUUGCCAGAUCAUGCUCUCAUCUCAACCUCCAGAUGAUGCAGAUUCAACAAGUGGUCCAUCCCUAAUUAAGAACACACCAGUAUCAGAUUUGAAUCCCUCUCAGAUAUACAUCAAUAAGACUAUUCCACUUGAUUUAUUAGGGUUUAUCUUUGUCCUUCUUCUUUUUCUCGUAAUUAAUACUUGUUUGGAAGGAUAUUCAAAUCAAUGAAAUAAUUCCAUCAUCGCCCCAGGAAGAGGAACCUAGUACCUUCUUGUUCUUUAUCCUUUAAUGUGGUUUUGUUUAUUAUAGUUGAUUAGGUUGGUUUAAGUUGUAAAUAAUUGCAUGGUUAUCCCAAACUGUUACGUAAUUAUGAAAUGAUCAAUGAUAAAUUAGUAGUAUUAUUGUUUUGUACCA